Messenger RNA from Spea bombifrons (plains spadefoot toad), 3910 nucleotides. Its product is annotated as synaptotagmin-like protein 4. Bases 401 to 3190 code for a protein of 929 amino acids. The transcript has 17 exons. Gene Ontology annotation, biological process: intracellular protein transport; exocytosis. Gene Ontology annotation, molecular function: neurexin family protein binding; small GTPase binding. Gene Ontology annotation, cellular component: plasma membrane; exocytic vesicle. Lineage: Eukaryota; Metazoa; Chordata; Amphibia; Anura; Pelobatidae. The record is from RefSeq and is a predicted model, not a curated record.
CAGGGUUUUAACCUGCUGAAGAGCAGACAGAUGUAAGCCAAGAGCAGGGGCAGCCCCCAGCCAAAUGAACGCCACGUGAGGCUGCUGGCUCCGUCACCCGCAGGCACUUGCUUGUUUAGAUAUAAACCUGGACAAGGAAAAUCUCAAGUAAGGUCUGAACCCUAAGCCUCUUCCUCUUGGACAAUGGGGGUCACUGUAGUCUGCUUACGUUUCUUGGAUACACUGUGACCGCACUUGGAAAAGUCGAUGGAAAUUAUCCUUCCGAGCCUGCAACCACUUUGAGACAACAUGAGACUGAAGAUUUGAGCACGUUAAAGCCGAUCCUGGAAGUGACAUGAUUUUCAGCUUAUAACAAAUCAUCGCUUUGGAUUUAAAGUAGGUUUUUCUUGAUUUGUAUACAAUGAAGAACAACACAGGAGCCUUGCUGGACCUCAGCUUCUUAACAGAAGAAGAAUAUGAGAAGCUCAUGAAUGUUCUCCAGAGAGAUGCAGAGCUGCAGAAGAAAGAAAGCGACCGGAUCAGGCGCCUUCAGGGAUCCUUGAAAGAUGAAAAGAAGAAGAAGUUUGUAACCGGAGCUUGGUUUCAUGAUGUGAAAGCUAUGCGUUUCAAUGAGGAUUUGCAAGGUUCUGAUCUUCUUCGAGCGUCAAUUAGAAGGAAGAAAAAUCAGACUCCUCGUCAAAAUAAUGGAACUGCUGGUGGGAGCCCAGAAGAUAGAAAUGCGUCUUCCUCAGCAACACCCAUUGUGGAUGCAGGAAAUAAGAGUAUCAGUAAUGGGGACACAGAGACAUAUGGAGCUACAUUUCAAACACAAGCAAAACCGUCGUUCCCACAUCAAGUAUCCAAUAAGAGAAGAAGCCUUACAGAGGUUGUGCCUGUGGACUCUGUGGAUAGUUUACAUAACACCAGUCCUAACGCAGAUAAGUGGAGUCUACGUGAAAAUGAGAAUCAUGACAUUCUACAAAAUUCAUAUACAGACCUGGGAGAUAAUGAUGAUGACAUUAACCUCAGGACUUCCACUCCAAAAGAUACCACUUCAACCAGAAAACACCCUGUGCCUGAGAGAAGAAGUCCAAAGGAUGAAAGCAGCCCAAGUAAAAUACCAGUCAAAAGAAGGACAAGCAAAGAACCUAGUAGGCCUGAAAUUACAGUGUAUUUGAAUCAGUCAGACAGCAGUACCAAGAAGCCAGUUGUCUCUAGACAAUCAAGCGUUUCCUCACCUGAAGCAGAUGUGGAUAAAUCAGGUGCAAAUUUCACCGUUCAGUCCAUGAAGGACAAAGCAGAGCAAGAAACUAUGGUAAACAGAGAACAGUUUAGGUCACUGAAGACAUUUUGGGAAACCUCUGCAGGCAGGCAGAGUAAUUCUGAAACAGAGCUGACAGAAAUUAAGCCGAAUAAUCAUGUGUCCGUUCAGUCCAACAAAAAACAAACAAACGAAGAGUGGCCUGAGCCCCAGCACAGAGUAAAGCAUUUUCCACAUAGAGCACCAGUUAUGUCAUCAAGUGAAGAUGAAAUGGUCCACAGGACUCCACCAAGAAAAAGCUCAUCCUCCCUGAUCCCAAGGUCAACCUAUGGCAAGAGUCAAGGCUCACCCAUUUCCAAAAAUACUUCUUUGUCUGAAAGCAAUGGUACAAGCUCACAUAGUGAAGAAAACAGUGGCGCGAGUGUUACUAGAGGCUCUAAGAAGUCAAAGCUUCCAGUUCGCAUGUCCACAGUUAACAAGGAAGAUAAAGCAGACUCACCUUCAUCUCCUAAAAAUGAAAAAUUACCUAAUGAACCCCAGACUGAGGUGGAUGAAUUAAUUGUGCCAGAAAAAAAGCAAGAGGUCAAAGAAUCCCUAUAUAGCAGAGUCAAAAUUUUAAUAGAUGCUGUCUCUUCUGAUGAAGAAGGUGAACGCAAAAGUGACAAACGGGAGAACACAUCACUUCAAACUGAAACAAAUACUGAUGAGCAUCCUGAAGCCAUUAUUGCAUCUCGGGCCAGCGGUGUAAGCAACGCUAAGAGCAUGGUGAAUAUAUAUACAACCACAGAAACAUAUAACAAACCCCAGGCCCCGAGUCAGCAGCUUUUGGAGCCAGAAAGGGCUAAAGAACUGAGCAGAUCUACCCCUGCCCUGCUGUCGGAGACCGAAUCAGACACUGCCUCUGAAAUCAGCUUCAACAUCAAGAGGCACAGGAAGACCCACAGCAGUGGAAGCAACUCUUCUGAUAUGGCAUCGGUCUCCUCUGUGAGUAACAGCGUCCUCAGUGUGUACAGCGGAGACUUUGGCAGUGUGGAUGCACAGGGAACAGUUCAGUUUUCCCUGGACUAUGAUGAGAAAAAUCGGGAGUUCCAGAUAUUUGUGGCUCAGUGUAAAGACUUGGCAGUGGUGGAUGAAAAGAAAGGACGAUCUGACCCGUAUGUAAAGACCUAUCUUCUCCCAGACAAAGCCAGAAUGGGAAAGAGGAAAACAUCUGUGAAGAAAAAGACCACCAACCCAGUUUAUAAUGAAGUUUUAAGGUACAAGAUAGAGAAAAUGGUUCUGCUGAUCCAGAAACUAAACCUCUCUGUGUGGCACAACGACCCCCUGGGGAGAAACAGCUUCCUUGGUGAGAUGGAGAUUGACCUCACCAGCUGGGACUGGAGUAAUACAAAGCCUAACUGGUACACCCUAAAACCCAGGAGUUUGUCAGCCAUGAAUGGUGUGGAUCACAGAGGAACUAUGAAUUUGGCAAUAAAAUACAUUCCCCCUGGGAGUCUUGGUCCAAAACAUCCCAGUUCAGGAGAGGUCCUUAUUUGGGUGAAGGACACCAAAGAUUUGCCACAGCUGCGACUUUCUGGGGUGGACUCAUUUGUAAAAUGCUAUGUUCUACCCGACACCAGUAAGAAGAGUUAUCAGAAGACUCGAGUGAUCAAGAAAGAUCCCAAUCCAAUUUUCAAUCACACAAUUGUCUAUGAUGGCUUUCACACUGAGGAUCUAAAAGAUGCAUGUGUUGAGUUGACAGUUUGGGAUCAUGAAAAACUAAACAAUCACUUCUUAGGAGGAAUUCGACUUGGAUUUGGUUCAGGUUACAGUUACGGGAUCGCCGUGGACUGGAUGGACUCUACUCAGGAAGAGGUGGCCUUCUGGCAGGAAAUGGUACACACGCCAAAUGAGUGGAUUGAAGGAUCACUUCCGUUAAGGUCACUGGCUGGGAGAAAAAAAUUCAAAUAAGCCUUUGGUGUAAGAGACCAGCCAAUGCAAUUGUUACAGGAGUUUUUAUUUUCAUAAUUAAAAUUUACACUAGGACUUUCUGAAAUGAAUCUUUUACGGACUUCUACUGCCUGAUACCAGACUGCUUUUCCAAAUUGACUUAUUUUUUUAAGGAAUUUAGUAUACAUAACUUACAGAUACAGGGUGCCUUUUUAUGGUAAAGCACUUUAUACCUACAUCCAAGAAGCAAUAUUUGGAAUAUAUAUAUCAGCAUAUGAUUUGCACUUGAUCGAUCUUAAAUUAGGAUGAUCUACCAGAUGUCUCUGUGACUGGAGACUGGCAGAGUAUUUAACUAUGAACACUUAAAAGAGUGUGUUUUUUAGACACUUUACAAAUUUGUCAAGUUCAUCAAGAAUGUUGAGGUUUUUUUUGUCAGAAAUACAAUGGAACUGCCAAUAACUAGAAACCGUGACAUGAACAAUUUGCAUCUUGUAGCACCAUUGAAAACUGAAUUUCACAUCCUGCAAGCCAGACUUUGAUGAGUACAACCUCACAUCAACUCUCAUCACACAUGGCUAGCCAUGCUCGCCUGGCCUAAAAUUGAAGAAUCUUAAUCAAUUGAAGUAAACGUGUUAGUACUGUUGUAUAAGGGGUAAAAAAUAAAAUGGGUCGUGUUUCCUUGUUUUAAAUGGGCACUGUAUUGCAGGACAUUAUGCCGUAUAAUAAAUUCAUUGUACAUAA